AUGGAGCUUAUGCAAAUUUUCGAGCCAGAAGGAACCAUGAGGUUGAAUAUGCGUGGCAAUGCACUUCUCCUGGAGCUCUGUCCUGCACUUUGCAUUUCAAGAAGCAUAUGAAGCUUUCCAAUACAGCUCAUGUUUUUGACUCGAUUUUUAUCGAUCCAUGCAGAGAAACAAAAGAAGCAAUACUUAAGCUUCUUUCAAGAGAAGAUUCGAAAAUAG
Messenger RNA from Blepharisma stoltei, 216 nucleotides. NCBI's taxonomy places the organism in Eukaryota, Ciliophora, Heterotrichea, Heterotrichida, Blepharismidae. The record is from the annotation of a GenBank genome assembly.